Molecule: messenger RNA, 1101 nt
Organism: Pseudocercospora fijiensis CIRAD86
Lineage: Eukaryota; Fungi; Ascomycota; Dothideomycetes; Mycosphaerellales; Mycosphaerellaceae
Exons: 10
Coding region: 1-1101 (366 amino acids)
Source: RefSeq, a predicted model, not a curated record
AUGCUACCAGAUUGCGUGUGCUGCGCGGAGAGACCAGAGCACGCCGGUAAUGAGCACAAUAACGGCGCCAGUAGAUUUUCGGGAGGGCAUCGAAGAACGUGUCUGAUUCCGGAGAAGAUAUCGAGUAUCGGAGGAGGCGUAUACGAGGUGCGGAGUGAGGUUUGCGGCAGACAGCGAGCCUGCUGCGGUGUGCGUCGACGGUAUUAUCUGUCAAGCAUCACUCAUGUCAGUCGGGCGGCAGAGCGAGAAUUAUUGGGGCUGCACCAAAGCUCGCAGAGCGUGAGGCACAGUAUGAAACGACUGCUUCCGACCAAGAAUGAACGACGGCAGCAACAAGCAGUAAGGAACGGACGGCAGCAAUUGCGCGAGCAGCACACAGUCACGCGCGGCGAAGUGUGCUGGCCUGGCAAAAUACGUGCCCAAGGCGCAAUGGUAGUUAUUGGGAUAGCGAGAGCGCUGCUGAAGGAGGUUUGUGAGGGCUGGCGUCCGAGCCAGGCAAGUGCCAGGGACCAUGCUUUCUUUGGUCGCUUCUUGCGCCGCGGCGUCCGCUCUGCGCAGCGGACUGCGUUUGCGCUACACGUCCUCGUACCAUAUGGCGCGGAGCGGCGUCUUGCUGCCUCAGGUACGGUAUGUGUAGUGUGUGUAUCUACCUAUACCGACGGUGCGUGCCCGCCGCCGCCGCCGCCGCCGCUGCACCGCGUGUCUGCAGGCAAGUACCCGUCGUGCCUCGAGACCAAAAGGUACGUACCUGAGGUACUCUCUGGGCGGCGUUUCCAGCAUAUGAUCGACAUCGACGAUGGCCACAGAAUAAGACCAGCAUCAGUCCGUGGCUAUACACUCUAUCUGCGCCUCUGCCAGCUCUGUGUCGCGCGCGCAUCGAGCCCUGGCCAGCCUGUUGCCCCGAGAACAGGAACUGGAACUCUCAGCGCGCGAGAGUUUCUCAGCACGGUGCAUUGGUUGCCUCUCGAGCCUCUGCAGCCACAUGGGUCCGGUCUUCGCUUCGCAGCAUCCGGCUUGCGUAUGCUCGUUGCUCAUGCUCACGCUCACGCUCAUGCCCAUCCCCUUAUCCGGGGUUGCCUCGGGGAUUUAAGCCAUACGUAA